This is a messenger RNA of Drosophila serrata, 1778 nucleotides long. It is a transcript of the gene CAH2, whose product is annotated as Carbonic anhydrase 2. NCBI's taxonomy places the organism in Eukaryota, Metazoa, Arthropoda, Insecta, Diptera, Drosophilidae. Gene Ontology annotation, molecular function: carbonate dehydratase activity; zinc ion binding. The record is from RefSeq and is a predicted model, not a curated record. Gene Ontology annotation, cellular component: cytoplasm.
GGAGCAGCAGUGCCAUCCCCUGGGCUCCAACUCAAUUGGCGACGAAACAACACUGUAGUAGCCUCCAGCGAGGAGAUAUAAGUUGCGGCGUCGACGAAGCCCUAACCGCAGUUGUGUGACCGCGUUCGGCGGGUGAGCACGGUAAAAAGAGACAGGUGUGGAACGGGAAUACCUCGCAAAGCCGUCGGAUUUGUUGUGGUCUGCCUUAAAAUAGUUACAGUUCGUAAAUUAGCCGCGAUCGGUGACAGUGCCCCGAUAGCCAGAUAAGGCAUUUGAAGUUCCGGGAAAGUGACUCCGAGUCGCAGCGCAACCAUGUGGAGGAGGUGUCGCACCCAUUUACCCCUGGCCACGAUCUUGAUUUGUGCUUCGGCUGUCCUGGCCCAGGACUUUGGCUACGAGGGCAGACAUGGACCCGAGCACUGGAGCGAGGAUUAUGCCCGCUGCAGUGGCAAGCACCAGAGUCCCAUUAACAUCGAUCUGGUCAAUGCUGUGGAGAAAAAGUUUGAGAAACUGGAGUUCUUGAAUUUCCACGUGAAGCCCAGGAAUUUCCAGAUGACCAACAAUGGCCACACGGUCUUGGUAAAGCUCACCUAUGACGAGGACAAGGUGCCGAGUGUGAGGGGAGGUCCUUUGUCAGAGAAGACCCUAUUGGGUUACCAGUUCGAGCAGUUCCACUUCCACUGGGGCGAGAACGAUACGGUGGGCAGUGAGGAUCUGAUUGAUAACCGUGCCUAUCCCGCCGAGCUUCAUGUGGUCUUGAGGAACCUCGAGUAUCCUGAUUUUGCUAGUGCUCUGGAUAAGGAUCAUGGCAUUGCCGUGAUGGCAUUCUUCUUUAAGAUUAACUACAAUUCCUCUGGAGGCUACGAGGCCUUUGCAAAGUUACUCCCUGAGAUCGACCGGAAGGGCAAGUCAGUGAACAUGACGAAUCCCAUUGCUCUGGGGGAGUUCAUUUCCAAACAAUUGGAUAGCUACUAUAGCUACACCGGUUCCCUGACCACUCCGCCAUGCAGUGAGGAGGUUACCUGGAUUGAUUUUACAGAACCCAUCGACAUCACAGAGAAGCAGCUGAGUGCCUUCCGCCUGCUGACAGCCAACGAUGACCACCUGAAGAACAAUUUCCGACCCAUUCAACCCCUUAACGAUCGCACGUUGUAUAAAAACCUUGUGGAGACACCGAUUUACAACAUGGGCUCCAUACCGUUCGUCAAUGCGGCCAACGCGGCUGACAGAUGGGAACCCCACUUCGUGUCCGCCCUGCUCCCCUGUUUUGGCCUCUUGACCUUGAUAAGAGCCACCGUUUUCAGGGGUUUUUAAUUAGAACUCUGCGACGGGGAAUCGAAGGACGCGCACUUAGGCGUCCAAUUAGGCGCUGCAAUUUACAUGUUCUACUCCUGUUCCUCGUCGACGUUGUUGUACCAAGCACGAGUCCCGUCUCGUAAUUUCCUCGGCACGCGGGGGUCCUGCCGGCAGGACACCCAUAUACGGAGACAAACAAACUACCGGGGCCGAGUAAUUAUUAAAACGAAGCCUCAGUUGCUAGCACGAUACCCUUACUCAUCAAUUAUGUAGCACCUGUCGCCGGAACUGUCAACCGCAUUGUAUUCAUGUCCGUGUCUGUUUUUGUACCCCUCAUCCGUCCAAAAGGACGUUUCAUAUCCGUCUCCUCAAUGGAGUCGUUCACCUGGUAUUGCACAUUGUGAUUUUUAAAUCGUGUAUUCUAGCUUUAGGCUUUGGCAAACAUUAAGCUGUAAUAAAAUGUAUUCGUUUUUAUUUAAUUA